Molecule: messenger RNA, 1315 nt
Organism: Salvelinus sp. IW2-2015
Lineage: Eukaryota; Metazoa; Chordata; Actinopteri; Salmoniformes; Salmonidae
Source: RefSeq, a predicted model, not a curated record
GGAUGGAACCAAGAUGCUGCUGCAAUAGUCAGAGCAGCAGAGGCAGGAGGUGGAGGAGAUGGCUGUAGCCGCACUCCAGAGGGUCACUGACCAGACGAACAAGGCCCAGGACAGGGCUCACAGCCUGGAGAUGGCACUGCAGACAGCACAGGUUCAGUCAUCACAGUGGAGAGAACGCUAUGAGGAGGAGAGGAUCAAAUGCACCCAGAUGAGGAAGUCUCUGGUGCAGAACAUAGACAAUAUAAACCUAUUACAGAGCCAGCUCGAGGGAGUGAUAGGACAGGAGGCCACUCUGAAGAGCCAGCUGCUGCAGCACCAACACACUGAGGCUGAGCUCCACCUCAACAUCAGCCUUCUAGAGCACAACCUGCACACCUGCAGGACACAAGACACAUGGAGACAGCAGCAGGAAGACACCAAGAAACAGCAGGAGAUUGUCAAAGGACGGCAACAGGACUCCAUAGGUCUAGUAUAUUACACACCCACUCGCAGAAAAAAACAGUUGGAUUGUGUUACUGUAGUAGUAGGUAAAGGAGUUUCAACUUCUAUUUUAACCAUGAUAUUUAUUGGUCUAUAAAUGUGUUAAACUCCUCACUAGAGCAUCCCUUAGAUGAGCAGUUUCAUCCAGCUAUGUCACACAACAGCAACAUGAAGCAAAGCAUGAUGGAAACCAACAUCCAUAGGAGAGGUCCGAAUAUGUCUACAAUUCACUUUCUCAUCUUAGUCAUGUCAAACCCAGAGCACCAUCGUAGCAUUUAUGUAAAUGUUUGUCCCCACUGUCUUCAUGCUGUAUGUCUCCAACAUGUUUAUUGGCUCUGCUUGAUUUUAGUCCUAUAUUAUCUUGAUACUGAUGGAAUCUUUCUUUUUUUCCAACAAGAGACGCUGUUGUCCCUGGUUUAUCCUGCUGUCUCUAUUCCUGGUAGUCACGGUGGCAGCCAUUUUGACGUUGUUAUUGGCCGAUAUCCCCACAAGAAGGAAACAGCUGUGAGACCGUUACCAAGUACUACAAGAACGCACAGAAAAGUAUCUCUAUGACAUUAGCUCAGCAUUGCUAUAGGCCCAUAUGACAAGACCUGGGAACUGGACAACACUCUGAAGAACUUGCUCUGAUUUGGGAAAUAUGUUUAUUGCAUUUUACUUUAAUGUUUUCUGUAUAGCUCAGUCAACAUUAUAGCGAAGGAUAUUUAUCAUCCAUUGAAAAUGUAAUCUUGAAGUAAAUUUGUAUUUCUAAUGCAUUUUAUGGUUGCUGCAUCAUGUUCAUGCAUGCAGUGAGGGAAAAAAGUAUUUGAUCCCCUGCUGAUUUUGUACGUUUGCC